Messenger RNA from Rasamsonia emersonii CBS 393.64, 1239 nucleotides. Its product is annotated as SIR2 family histone deacetylase. The transcript is spliced from 2 exons. Gene Ontology annotation, molecular function: histone deacetylase activity, NAD-dependent; NAD+ binding. Lineage: Eukaryota; Fungi; Ascomycota; Eurotiomycetes; Eurotiales; Trichocomaceae. Bases 1 to 1239 code for a protein of 412 amino acids. The record is from RefSeq and is a predicted model, not a curated record.
AUGGGGAACGAAGUCUCCACGCCGGUGGAUGAGAAUACCCCUCCCCGCGUGCUGGAGCGCCGGGAUGUGGAGUCUCUCGCCAAAUAUAUACUAGAGAGAGACGUACGGAGGAUUGUUGUCAUGAUCGGAGCCGGCGUCAGCACCUCUGCCGGCAUACCUGAUUUCCGGUCGCCAGAUACAGGCAUCUACUCCAAUUUGGCGCAUCUCGAUCUCCCAGAGCCGGAAGCGGUGUUUGACAUCAGCUUUUUCCGCAGCAACCCACGGCCGUUCUAUGCUCUCGCUCGCGAACUUUACCCCGGGCGGUAUCGCCCGACCAUUGCGCAUUCAUUCAUCCGACUGCUCCACGACAAGGGGCGCUUGCUGAAGCUCUUUACCCAGAACAUCGACUGUCUUGAACGGGAGGCUGGCCUGCCCGGAGAGAUGAUCGUGGACGCCCAUGGGAGCUUCGCGUCGCAGCACUGUAUCGACUGCAAGAGUCAUUACCCGGAUGAUCUGAUGAAACAGGCAGUGGAGAAAGGUGAGGUGCCUCACUGCCUGACGCCACAGUGCAAUGGUCUCGUGAAACCGGACAUCGUCUUCUUUGGCGAGGCCCUCCCUGAAGAGUUCUUCCGUAAUCGCCACCUCCCUGCGAGGGCGGAUCUGUGCAUCGUCAUGGGCACGAGUCUGACAGUCCAGCCAUUCGCGAGCCUGCCAGGACUCUGUCAGGAAGAAACGCCUCGCCUGCUCAUCAACAUGGAGCGGGUUGGUGAUCUCGGAUCUCGACCGGACGAUGUUCUGCUCCUGGGCGACUGUGAUGCCGGGGUGCGAAAAUUGGCCAAGGCCCUUGGCUGGCUGGAGGAGCUGGAAGCUGUCUGGGAGGAGACUAAUCCGGACAAGAAAGUGCGGGAGGAAGAGGCUGCCCCAUUGCAGACUCGAGACGAGAAGUUGAAGUCAGAGGUGGACCGUCUGACCGAAGAGGUUGAUCGAACGCUGAGCUUGUCGAACGCUCAUCAGGAGCGGGUGCGCCAGCAACUGGCCAAACAGGAUGCCAAGCGCCAGGCUGUUGAGGAGGCCGAAGCUGAAGAGACUAGCCGGGGAACGUGCGGUGUAGUCUCUGCAGGCGAAGAGCCGACGACGGGAGAGCCUGCAGUGAAGGGUGAAGAAGAAGAAAACAAGACCCUCCGAACUGUACAAGAGGGAGACCGCGGAGGAGGACUGGAUCAUGUAUUUCCGCAUCUAGAAAAGAAAUCAUCUCUGUAG